GCGCCCAAGUGACGUCACAGAAACGCCAGACGACAUUUCUUCCCGAUUAUGGUAAACACUUGACAGAGCACAAAGUUGGAUACCAAAGUCACAGAAGGCCGCCAAUACGUAGUACACCGGACCAAGGACAAAGCCCCGGAUAAAGACUUUCAGUCUCAGAUUUAACACAGAAGAACAAUGUCUCAAACCUGAGCGCCGAUCAGGGGUAUACACACGCUCACUGCACCCAGCCCGUAAACAUAACUCAGAACGAGGCAAAGCGAAAGGGCUGGAUCGUCGCCCAACUUGAGAAGUUGAGAACUUUUAAUACAAGUACCCGUGUUCUUUUCGACAUAGAGAGGGAUACUUACUAAAACAGAAAGAAAGAGGCAUCGAGGAUGUCUAUAGGCUCUAUAAUCGGAGGGGGUGCCGUCCCUGAAGAAGCUUCAAGGGGCGAGCAACGACGACUGGAUCGACAGACUGAACCAUGUUUGGACGGUUUUCCUUUUCGCCUUAUUCGCAAUUGUUGUGAGUACUGGACAGUUCGUUGGCGACCCGAUUCACUGCUGGUGCCCAGCAGAGUUUACAGGUGCCUAUGUCGAUUAUGCCAAAUCAUACUGCUGGAUUAAAAAACACGUACUAUAUCCCUAUGGAUACUCCGAUCCCCGUAGAUCAUGCAGAACGCGAUUCAGAGGAGUUGACCUACUACCAGUGGGUUCCUCUCAUUCUCCUCUUCCAGGCCUUCAUGUUCAAGUUCCCAAACAUCUUGUGGAGGGUCUUCAAUGGCGGCGCCGGAAUCAACCUGGACAAGAUUGUUGAAAUGGCUGAACAGACCCAGAUGGGAUCCCCUGAAGACCGGAACACAACGAUUGAGCACAUCGCAAAGUACAUGGACAGGUGGCUGGAAACCCACAGAGAGUACCACUGGAACAUCAUUGUCAGAGCUAAACAGAAGAUGGCAAGGUUCUGCUGCUUCUUCUGCAACAAGAGAGCCGGAACCUACUUAACUGCUUUUUACCUCUUCAUCAAAGUCUUAUACGCCGCAAACGUGAUCGCCCAGUUUUUCAUUCUAAAUGCUUUCCUCGCAACAGAAUACAACAUGUAUGGGUUUGAUGUAAUGGCCAAGUUGGCUUCCGGACAGGAAUGGAAAGAGUCACCAAGGUUCCCGAGAGUCACCCUCUGUGACUUUAAGAUUCGUCAGCUUCAGAAUAUCCAAACGUGGACAGUCCAGUGCGUCCUUCCCAUCAAUCUCUUCAACGAAAAGAUCUUCAUCUUCAUCUGGUUCUGGCUCGUCCUCGUAGCGGCCCUCACAUGCGUCAACAUGGUGGCCUGGUUGUACAGAGUCAUGUUCAAGAGAAACAGACCAGCUUACAUCAAGAAGUACCUGAAAAUCAGCAAUGAACUCCACACGGGUUCCGACAAGAAACUGUGCGCCAAAUUCGCUGACCAGUAUCUUCGAGAUGAUGGUGUUUUCGUUAUUCGUGUCAUCUCGAAGAACUCCACAGAUCUCGUUGCUACAGACUUAGUGUUUAAGCUAUGGCAGAUCUACAAGGAUAAAACGCUUCCAUCCAAGAACCCUGAAGAUGAUGAGCCAACGGGAGAGGAUGUUAAAGAAUCAUUGGCUUAAUAAACAUACGAACACAUAGAAAUCUUUGACACCAAUCGGCAAAACAUCUGAGCAGGGCAGGAGAGACGAUUAGGAGGGCAGGAGAGAGCAAGCUCUGUUGCUGCUGUGUAAACGAAAAUCGAUUCUCUUAAGAUUGGGAUGAUAAAUGUGAGAUGCAAGUUAGUCAGCAAAACGGAAUUGGCAUGUGCCUUGUUAUCACAUAUGUUUCUAGGCUGUAGAAACUCAAAUUUGUCUUGAAAGUAAGAACAAAAGUGGUGUGUUUACGUGAUUUCCAGUGAGUUUCAGAUCAAAAUUGUCUUCCAAGUACAUGCAAUGUACAAACCACCAGCCUUAAUCUACAGGAUUUAAUACAUUUACUUUAGCUUUCUUGCUUUUCUGUUUACGCUAAUUCUUCGUAGUGGUCAUUUACAUUUGUGGGUUAUUGUUUGGCCAUUUCGUCCCUAGAGUAUAGUCAGUAGAUAUAAUGUAAUUACCAGCAUACUAAUGUUUAUUUGCACAAAGUACCACCACGUUCUGAUCACCACAAGCAGGUGCUCUAGCAUGGACGGUGUAGAUGACUGGUGACGUAACAAUGGCAGUUUCAAACAGUUUCGUUUCUGUGAUAAUUUUAGUUUGAUUUGACAUGAUCCAUUUGCAUAGGAUAACCUUUCACUGUAAAUAACUACGGUCAAGCAUAGUGAUCGCUUAUCAUGGAUGAUAAUUCGACACUUUGCCCUAAUUGCUAAUCACUGCCGCUACAAGAUCACCUUCCCGUCUCCAGUGACAUACGUAAGUGAUAGGGUUUAAUAACAUACACAGUGAUAGGGUUUAAUAACCUUCACAGCGUUCUCUGAAAACAGACUUGAUAAGCAUAUUGCUUUAAACCAACAUUACCGUACAUCCGUAGUUAGUUUUCCAUGCUACUGGCGUGUUUGUCUAGUCACUAAACACACAAGGUAUGUUCACUGAUAAAAUCAAUUUCGGUCCUACUUCAUAGACUCCACAUUCCACAUCCACACACAGUUGUGACGAAGAAAUCAAAAUUAAGAAAUUGUUCAACAAGCUGAUGUGUAAUAUAAGUAGUGAACUAUAUCAUGGAUAUAUGUAGCUAGGCUUUUGUAUAGAGUUAGAAAACUGACGUACCUAGCAUGGUGGCUGUUCAAUCAAAAGUAUGUAAGUAGCAACUAAUACCAUAUUGCUUGUAGAAUAGAAAAUGAUAAUGCUUUGGUAUGUGUACGUCAUCACAGAUAUUUAAAAGUUUGUGUUGUCAUGCAUAUGUUUAUGAAAUGUACUUCAUAAGAAAUUAUACCAUUUACAUGUUAAACGAAUUUAUGAAUUGCUGGUAAUUUUCUGUUGCGUGUCAUAUCGGCUUGUAAAUGCUGUCUGUUAACUUCAAUACUAUAUCUGUAUGUUCCAACGUCUUUCCAAUCAACUUCAUGGCUCAGUAUGACAUAUGGCAUUAUAAUGUUGUAUUUAUGACGUGAAUCUGUAUGGUCUGUUACAAAUAGUCGACUAUGCAAAUAAUGUUUCUCAGCCAAGUGUCACCAUUACUGAAUGGUGUCUAUUGCUCUUCUUCGUGGAAGUUUAACGAAGGAUACUUGUGAUAGCCAGUUUGUCUGCACUGUUCUUCCGUGUAAUAUAGAUAUAUUUUCUACAUUUUAUAUAUUACGCCCAGGUGGUCACAAUCUGCUAAAUGUAAAUAUAUGUGUUUUAUUUGUAUUAUUCGUCUAUUAAUAUUAACGAGGCGUGCAACAGAUCUGGGAUCAAAUGACUCCACGAAUGACUGUUUCGAAUCGACCAUAUCCAAAUUUUAUCGAUUAAGGAAAAUUUGUUUUACAUUAUAAUCCGCCAUUUUUAUGUCUGUCUUAAAUGGCGAUCAGAAAACUCCACAAUGUGUGUUGUCAGUAAGUGUUAGUGACUGAGGAUGAUAAACUAUCAGCUGUGACAAGACUGGUCAGAUGUCCAGCACCUUCCGAAGGUUUAGGAUCGACACUCCACCAUUCUUCCUCCAAAAUCAGUUGCAGGAAUUUCGUCACAUUGGGACACGACAACGGCAUUUGACUCGAAAUACUCGCAACAAACGUUUUAUCCAUUCCAGGUCACAUUCUCAACAAUGUAUCUAAGCUAUUUCGCGUUUAUUUCCACGAAUAUGUCAAGUUCUUUUUCAUUCCAUUUCUGAGAGCACAGAAGCAAAUACCAAUCAAGCGCCAAUUGUAUAACAUGUAUAUGUGUGUAGAGAGGUUUGAAGUUAGAUGAAGUUAGAGGGACCAAAAUAAAACGUUCCACAAAGAUAUUUACACCAUAUUUCAUGUCACGUUCAUUUCAUCACGUGUGGAUGCAGGAAUUGCUUUUCCACACGCUAAACCGAUAUAGGUGGGUUGUUACAACGAACUGUACAUAGUUUCAUUCUCUGGCCUGGUGUAUAACUUUGGACGUGUAUCCAUUUACUGGAACUUUUUCUUUUCAGGUGAGAUAUCAUUCGACAAUUAAAUGUCUUCCUUUUUAUAAAUAGUUUAUGUAUAUUUUCAUUCAAAGAGAUGUAUAAGCUUGCGUUGUUAUCAUGAAGAAAUUCUACAUUUGAAUGUGUAAUAAAAGACAAGAACAAAUAAAAUAUAUGACAUUUGA
Messenger RNA from Haliotis rubra (blacklip abalone), 4210 nucleotides. RefSeq names its product innexin unc-9-like. Bases 575 to 1606 code for a protein of 343 amino acids. NCBI's taxonomy places the organism in Eukaryota, Metazoa, Mollusca, Gastropoda, Lepetellida, Haliotidae. The record is from RefSeq and is a predicted model, not a curated record. The transcript has 3 exons.